UUUAUAAUUAUUUGUAAACUUUUUAAGUAUUUUUAAGUUCUAAAACGCAAAGUUACAUUGAAUCUUUCAGCAUGAAAUUGAAAUAUUAAAAGUUUUAUAUUCAAAGUUGUGUUUCUAUGUUAGAAUUACUAUAAAAUAAAGAUGACGUCCAUUAUAAAGUUACACUGCCUCUCCGGAGCUGGAGACGAGUCACCGCCGUGUUAUGUGCUUCAAGUAGAUGAAUUUAAGUUCCUCUUAGAUUGCGGCUGGGAUGAAAAGUUUGAUAUGGAUUUUAUCAAAGAGUUAAAAAGACACAUCAAUAGUAUAGAUGCUGUACUGCUGUCACAUUCGGAUCCUCUGCAUCUUGGUGCAUUACCAUAUGCGGUGGGACAGCUAGGACUGAAUUGUCCUAUUUAUGCUACACUCCCUGUGUACAAGAUGGGCCAGAUGUUCAUGUACGAUCUAUACCAGUCUCACAGGAAUGUGUCAGACUUUGAUCUCUUCACCCUUGAUGAUGUGGAUGCAGCAUUCGACAGAAUUACACAGUUGAAAUAUAAUCAAAGUGUUGAUAUGAAAGGUAAAGGCCAUGGAUUGAGGAUUACACCAAUUCCUGCUGGACAUUCCCUCGGCGGCACCGUCUGGAGAAUAGUUGCACCAGGAGAGGAAGACAUUGUGUAUGCACCCGACUUUAACCAUAAAAAAGAAAGGCAUCUCAACGGCUGCGAAAUUGAGAAGAUCAUGCGGCCAUCAUUACUCCUGCUCGGAGCAGCAAAUGCUGAUUACGUACAACAGAGAAGAAGAUUGCGAGAUGAGAAAUUAAUGACGACCAUCCUUAGUACACUCCGUGGUGGUGGCUCAGUGCUUGUCUGCACAGACACUGCUGGUCGGGUACUUGAGCUUGCCCACAUGUUGGAUCAGUUGUGGCGCAACAAGGACUCGGGGCUAGUGGCAUACUCCUUACUCCUACUCUCCAACGUCAGUUAUAAUGUACUGGAAUUUGCUAAGUCACAGAUAGAAUGGAUGAGCGACAAACUAACGCGUGCGUUCGAAGGUGCACGCAGCAACCCCUUCGCUCUCCGCCACCUUCAGCUAUGUCACUCGGUGGUGGAAGUGACCAGAACCCCGGGGCCCAAGGUGGUGCUCGCCUCCUUCCCUGACCUAGAGGCUGGCUUCGCGAGGGACCUCUUUCUACUAUGGGCUCCUAACAAUUUAAACUCUAUUGUGUUAACGGCAAGGACAUCUCCAGGUACCCUAGCUCGGGACCUGAUAGAUAAAGGAGGGGACAGGACCAUUGAGCUGAUGGUGAAGAAGCGUGUGAGACUUGAAGGUGCAGAACUGGAGGACUUCCUGCAACAGCAGCGGAUGAAGAUCAACAACACCGAUAAAGAGGACAUUGGGGGCAUAUCCUCUGAUUCCGAAUCCGAAGGUGAACUAGAGAUGUGCGUAGUGACAGGCAGACAUGACAUCCCGGUGCGACAUGACACUCGCCCCACCGGCUGCUUCAAGACCAACAAGCGGCACCACGCCAUGUACCCCUUCCAUGAGGAGAGAACCCGCGCUGAUGACUACGGAGAAAUUAUACGGCCGGAAGACUACAGAUUGGCAGAGAUAGUGGAUGCUGAGGGGGAGAUUAGAGAUGUGCCGCCAGCGCCGCCGCAGAAACAAGAACCUGAUGAGGAGAUGAUAGAGAUCCCUAGCAAGUGUGUGAGUGUGUUGCGUACUGUGGCUGUGCGCGCUAGUAUACAGUACGUGGAGCUGGAGGGUCGCUGCGACGGCGACUCGUUGCUGCGACUGGUCUCGCACGCCAAGCCGCGUGCGAUUGUCGCGCUCCGAGCUCGCCCUCACGCUGCUAAUACACUUGCUAAACAUUGUGAAAGUGAGGGAAUAGAGAAGGUGUUUACACCUAACAAGGGAGAUACAAUUGACGCUACCACAGAGUCUCACAUCUACCAGGUGAAGCUGACAGACGCGCUGGUGAGCGAGCUGGCGUGGCGCAGCGCCGGUGACGCCGAGCUCGCCUGGCUCUCCGCUGUCGUAGCGCAGCGCUCGCGUGCAACAUGCGCCGGCGCAGAGGAGGGUGAGCAAGAACCGGAGGAUGAUGAGAUGAUGUCCCUGGAGCGUGCACGAGGCGGCGCGGCGCACAGCGCGGCCUUCAUCAACUCGUUGCGGCUGUCGGAGCUGCGCGGUGCGCUCGCCCGCGCCGGCCUGCCCGCGGAGUUCAGCGGCGGCGCGCUCGAGUGCUGCAGCGGCACUGUCGCUAUACGACGGUUGGAGAACGGGCGCGUGGCGCUGGAGGGCGUCCUCUCCGAGGAGUACUACAAAGUGCGAGAGUUGUUGUACGAACAGUUCGCUAUUGUCUAGCCUAUGGCUUUACUCUGUGACGAUUCGAAAUUAAUUUUAUAUCAAAUAAAUUGUAUAUAGUGUU
This is a messenger RNA of Papilio machaon (common yellow swallowtail), 2404 nucleotides long. It is a transcript of the gene CPSF2, whose product is annotated as probable cleavage and polyadenylation specificity factor subunit 2. The coding region runs from base 142 to 2340 and encodes 732 amino acids. Gene Ontology annotation, cellular component: mRNA cleavage and polyadenylation specificity factor complex. The record is from RefSeq and is a predicted model, not a curated record. Gene Ontology annotation, biological process: mRNA 3'-end processing by stem-loop binding and cleavage. The transcript has 13 exons. Gene Ontology annotation, molecular function: RNA binding. Lineage: Eukaryota; Metazoa; Arthropoda; Insecta; Lepidoptera; Papilionidae.